Molecule: messenger RNA, 1379 nt
Organism: Oncorhynchus kisutch (coho salmon)
Lineage: Eukaryota; Metazoa; Chordata; Actinopteri; Salmoniformes; Salmonidae
Product: zinc finger protein 239-like
Exons: 2
Biological process (GO): embryo development; regulation of transcription by RNA polymerase II
Cellular component (GO): nucleus
Molecular function (GO): RNA polymerase II transcription regulatory region sequence-specific DNA binding; DNA-binding transcription factor activity, RNA polymerase II-specific
Source: RefSeq, a predicted model, not a curated record
AGAGGAGGAGAAGAGAAGAAAGGAUCAGAUUUGACUCAUCAAAGAGAAAAAACUAAUUUGGAGGAACCAGAGACAUCCAAACCAGCAAGACGGCACCUCUGCUCCCAGAUUGGAAAGUGUCUUACCAAGCUAGGAAGCCUGAAAAGACAUGGGGGGACACACACUGGAGAGAAGCCACACCAUUGCGCCCAGUGUGGACAUAGUUUUAACCAGUUAAGAGGCCUGAAAGCUCAUGAGCGAAUACACACAGGGGAGAAGCCUUACAAAUGCUCAGACUGUGGGAAGACAUAUUACUCAUCAUGGUCACUUAAAGUUCAUGCGAGAACCCACACAGGGGAAAAGCCUUACCACUGCUCCCAGUGUGCAAAGAGUUUUAGCCAGUUAGGAUACCUGAAAGCUCAUGAGCGAAUACACACAGGGGAGAAGCCUUACCACUGUUCCCAAUGUGGAAGUAGUUUUAGCCAGUUAGGAAACCUGAAAGUUCAUGAGCGAAUACACACAGGGGAGAAGUUUUACCACUGCUCCCAGUGUGGAAAGAGUUUUAGCCAGUCAGGAAGCCUGAAAACUCAUCAGCGAAUACACACAGGGGAGAAACCUUACCACUGCUCCCACUGUGCAAAGAGUUUUGUCUAUUUAGGACAUCUGAAAGAACACAUGAGACUGCACACAGGGGUGAAGCCUUACCAAUGCUCAGACUGUGGGAAGACAUAUUACUCAUCACAGUCACUUAAAGUUCAUGUGAGAACCCACACAGGGGAAAAGCCUUACCACUGUUCCCAGUGUGCAAAGAGUUUUAGCCAGUUAGGACACCUGAAAGCCCAUGAGCGAAUACACACAGGGGAGAAGCCUGCUCCCGCUGUGUAAAGAAUUUUACCAAAUUAUGAAGCCUGAAAAAACACAUGAGACUGCGCACAGGGGAGAACCCUUACAAAUGGUCAGACUGUGUGAAGACAUAUUGCUCAUCACAGUCACUUAAUCAUCAUGUGAGAAUCCACACAGCAGAGAAUAAUUACUUAUAGUGUGUAAAUUGAUAUUCCACUUCACAUUGACCUAAUUACUUCUCCUAGUGUGUAAAUUGAUAUUUCACAUCACAUUGACUUAAAAUUCAUCAGAGAACAUACACAGUGCUCCCGUUGUCUUAUAUUGUUGACUGAGAAUGUGUUUACUUGUUUUUACCAGAUGAAACUGUAUGUAAAAAAUGUAAAUGAAAAUGUAUGUAAAAUGUACUUGUACAAAGAAUCCUAAUAAUACAGAGAUAAUACAGGGAUAUUUUUAAACUCUCUGUGUGUUUAUCUGGGUGUGUCAUUCCUCCGGCACUACAGAUAAUCAAGUGAUAUUUGGAUGUGAUGCAUUUGCUCCAUUGUUUACAUUUGCAUUGU